AUGGAUCUUACACCUGCGGGACUGCAAGACCCCUCGCAAGCAAGACCGACACCAACACCCGUUCCCGGCUCGACACCUGGAGCCCUCACACCCGGCGGCCAUGUUAGUUUAUAUGGCUCUCGUCCAGGCUCCGUAUACUCUCGCCGCUCACUAUACCCCGCGGGUGACUUUCGCAACUCAGGGCGCGACAGUUUGCUCGAUGUGAAGGCAGAUGUGAUGUGUAACUGGUUAUACCAGCGACAACUGGAGAAGCAGUACGUUACUGGCAUGCUCCCGGGUGAGGGAGUUGUCAUCAAGAAAGGAAAGCAGAACUAUGCUUGCUGCCCACCACAGCUUCAGGAAACGCCCGGAAGUUUGUACGAAAUGGCCAUGGAAUUGAACGUUCGGUGUGCCAUGACCGUCAACACCAGAGUCAUCAACGUCAUUCUGAGUUCACGAAGGUCAGCUUUUGAUUACAUACCAUUGCCGGAUGGUCUUCGACUACAGGUGCUGGCCACCAUGGCCGAGCUUCCUCGGUGUCAGAAGCAUCACUUCGCUGCCUUUAUCCAAGACGCUGGCAUUCUUGUCGUCUGGGAAGAUGAUCCUAAGAAACUCCUCCUCAGAGCAGAGGCUAUCGAGCGGCAAUUAAUGAGAAUGAUUUGGGGUACUGGUGAAGAGGACGGUGAUGAGGAUGAGAAGAAUGCCGCUGAAGUUGGCGUGUCGGCUGUUGAUCUUGAGGCUGCUCUUGACGAGGAAGUCAGGAAGACCAAGCUCACCAGCCCAAUGACUGUCGCCAUUACCUUAGCGCUAACAUUCACCACGGUUGGCCUGGGCCUCCGAAACGUUGUUUACGAGAUCAUGAUGGACGGCUCAUACGUCCGUCUUGCCCUCAUUGCCGUCAUCCCGGUUCAAAUCUUUGUCUCUCUGUUCUUUUUCCAGACUAUCUGUGGUAAUUUGUUUCAGGUCUUCGGGCCUAUCUCCUCCGUCGACAAAAACUCCAAGUUUUACUCUGGGAAAGCACCCAAGCGCCUGGAUCGGAACUUCUCUACCUUGCCUCAUGUUACUGUGCAGAUGCCAGUCUAUAAAGAGGGUCUCAAUGGUGUUAUUCGGCCUACCAUCCAGUCCAUCAAGCAAGCUAUCUCUACCUACGAAAUGCAAGGUGGUACUGCCAACGUCUUCAUCAAUGAUGACGGUAUGCAACUGGUUCCUGAGGAUCAAGCCGAGGCCCGCCGGGAGUUCUACGACGAGAACAACAUUGGUUGGGUGUCCCGACCUAAGCACAACCCGAAGCCCGAGGAGGGAGAAAGCGUCUUCCUGCGCCGUGGAAAAUUUAAGAAGGCUUCCAACAUGAACUAUUCCCUGAUGGUCAGCAACCGCGUCGAAGACAAAUUAUUGCAAGUUCAGCGCCAUCCCAACUGGACUCAAGAGGAAGAGAACGCUGCCUAUGACCAGUGCCUUGCGCAGAUCAUCGAGGAAGACCAAGGCCGAACGUGGGCUGAGGGCAACAUUCGUGUCGGUGACUACAUCCUCAUCAUCGAUUCCGACACUCGUGUACCAGCGGACUGCUUGUUGGACGCCGUCAGUGAGAUGGAACAGUCACCCGAAGUCGCAAUCCUACAAUUCACAUCCGGUGUCAUGAAAGUUUCCACUUCUUUCUUCGAAAGUGGUGUUACUUGGUUUACUGAGCUUAUCUAUUCUGCGAUCACCUUCUGUGUGGCUAAUGGAGAUGCUUGCCCUUUCGUCGGGCACAAUGCCAUGCUGCGAUGGUCAGCCAUCCAAGAUGCCGUCGCGUACCAGGACGAAGAUGGUUACGAGAAGUUCUGGUCCGAGUCUCACGUUUCAGAAGACUUUGAAAUCUCUCUGCAGCUUCAGACUUCGGGGUACACUCUUCGCUUUGCUUCUUACACUGGUGACGGCUUCCAAGAAGGUGUCUCGCUCACUGUGUACGACGAGUUGGCUAGAUGGGAGAAGUAUGCUUAUGGUUGCAACGAGUUGCUAUUCUGGCCUUUGCGCUACUGGAUCACACGUGGCCCCUUUACGCCUCUGUUCCGCAAGUUCAUCUUCUCCUCUAUUGCUCUACCUAAGAAGGUCACCAUUCUUGCAUACAUCGGCACAUACUAUGCCAUUGGUGCGGCCUGGCCUCUGACUGUCUUGAACUACUUCAUCUCUGGAUGGUUCUUUGGUCUUCUCGACAAGUUCUACCUCGAUUCUUUCGCCAUCUACAUCUCCAUCAUUGUUGUUUUCACUGCUUUUGGUAACGUUGCCCUGUCCAUCCUCCGAUACCGUCUCAAUCAACAGGGUCUAUUGGAAGCUUUCUGGAACAAUGUCAAAUGGAUUCCAAUGUACUCGAUAUUCUUGGGCGGCUUGCAACUUCACGUUUCGCAGGCUCUGGUGUCGCAUUUCCUUGGAAUCGAGAUGAACUGGGGCGCCACAGCUAAGGAAGUUGAAGAUGUCAACUUUGUUGAGGAGAUCCCACGUCUGCUCAAACGGUUCAAGGGCACGUUCUUCUUCGUCUUCCUCAUGACGGCUCUUAUGAUCUGCGGCGCCAUUGUAUUUCCAUAUCAGUGGCGCAUCCAGGACUUCGCGGCCAUCUGGCCCUUGGCCAGCUGCACAGUCACACAUUUCCUCCUGCCAGUGGCUCUCAACCCUGCGCUCAUGGUUUUUGCGUGGUAG
This is a messenger RNA of Truncatella angustata, 2652 nucleotides long. Its product is annotated as glycosyl transferase family group 2-domain-containing protein. The transcript is spliced from 3 exons. The record is from RefSeq and is a predicted model, not a curated record. The coding region runs from base 1 to 2652 and encodes 883 amino acids. Lineage: Eukaryota; Fungi; Ascomycota; Sordariomycetes; Amphisphaeriales; Sporocadaceae.